AUGUUCCCCAGGUCGAGGAGCUUGAGCUUUCCGCUGAGCCGAUGGAGCUGGAUGCCCCCCAGGUCGAGGAGCUUUUGGCCGAGCCGACGGAGCUGGACGCCCCCCAGGUCGAGGAGCUUCCCGCCGAGCUGGAGGCCAUUUUUUCCCCCAGCUGUGAGAAAGGACGAGGAUGCAGAGAGCACAAGAGCUCCGCCGAGCGUGGCCGAGGAGGUCGAGGACGCCCCCCUGACCGAGAAUCACAAGCUCGCCGUCCAACGGGCCCUUGCAGAGCAGGAAACGAAGCGCCAAAGGGAGAUCCGAACCGCGGCUUUGGCGCGGGUGCAGGGCUUCCUGGGCACGGUCAACGGCCCCUGGCUCGAGGUCUUCGUCGAGGACAGGGACUCCUACGACGAGGCCAGGAUGCGGGUCAAGAGUGGCUUCGAGGAUGGCUAUGUGCUGGAGUGCCAACUAAAUCUCGAGGGUGUGAAGGAGCUCCCGGAGAGCUUCGUGCCCGGGGCUAGGGUCGUCCAGGUCCGACUCGCGGCUCUGGCGCCGAAGGAGCCCGAGCUUCGGUCCGACAGCCUUGUGGGACGUGGGGCAACUGCUGCCACCACUGCCUCCGAGCAGCCCGCCGACACCAGUCAGCGCGUCACCACGCCGGAGCCCGUUGAGCCCACUGCCCCGGAGCCCGUCGAGCCCACCGAGCUCGUCGAGCCCACCGUUGCCACCGAGCGAAUGGAGACUGUGGAGCCCAUGCAGCCUGUCGUGUCGAUGCAGAUCGAGCCCAACACUACCGAGCCCGUCGAGCCCACCAUGCCGGAGCCCGUUCCCACUGCGCCAGAGCCCAAGGACUUGUGGGAGAUGGUCGUGCAUGGCAGGGUCGUGCGCUUCAGCGUCGAGCGCAACACGGGCUUCAGCCCGCUGGGGCCGCUCCGGGAGGUGAAGAUGGAGCCGGGCCACGCCAAGUUCCUGGCCCCGAUGCCCCAGGGUGUGCUGCUCGUGAAGGAGGACGUCUAUGACAUCGAUCCGGUUUUUUGGAGCAAGAAUGUCACCAAGGUGGGUUCCGCGCCGGACCAGCCGACUCGCGAGGACUGCCCGGACAAGACCGAGCAGGCCUCGGAGCAGGCCACCGACACCGAGGAGCUUGCGCCUGCGGAGAAGCCCGCGGAAUCUCAGGAGCCUGGCUCGCAGAUCGAGGAGCCCCCCACGGAGAACCUGGCGCGGGAUGCCGAGAUGCAGUGCUCCGAGCCCGAGCAGGCCGUGGAGGAGGUGCUGGGGCUCAAAGUCCACCGGACCUCAGAGGGCUGGUUCCAGCUCACGCCGAGGAGCCUGGAGGACUACGAGGCCGCCCGGACGGUGCUGAGCGCCAAGAUGGAGGAGAAGGUCGUGGCCAAGAUUCGGCUGGGCCUGGGGGACAAGUCCUGGUGGAGCUACAAACUUUACCAGGUCAACUUCAAGACCGAGAAGCUCGUGAGUCCGAGCAAGCAGUCCGUCCCGGUGGGCAAGGCGAAGGUGCAGUUCCAGCUGGCUUAG
Messenger RNA from Symbiodinium sp. CCMP2592, 1512 nucleotides. The record is from the annotation of a GenBank genome assembly. NCBI's taxonomy places the organism in Eukaryota, Dinophyceae, Suessiales, Symbiodiniaceae.